AUGAAACAGUACAAUGGCUAUUUCGGAUGCACGUUUUGUGAACAAAGUGAUUAUUUGAAUGGAAUACGAUAUCCAAUAUCAACUACUGUGCCUGAAGAUCGUACAGAUAGAUCUAUCAAAAUUGCAAUGAAUGAAAUUAUAAGUAAUCCACAAGCACCAAGUGAAAUCAAAGGUGUUCUUGGUCCAUCCAUUUUGAUGAACUUGGAAUAUUUUGAUUUGGUCGACGGCAUGGUACCUGACUAUAUGCAUUCAAUAUUGCUUGGAGUUGUCAAACAGUAUACAGAAAUUAUAUUGACUACCGUUAAUGCAGAAUUUUAUGUUGGAUCUCCUACAAAUUUACUUAGAAUAAAUCAGAGAUUAUUAUCGAUCAAACACCCUUCAUGUAUUACACGAGCACCCAGAAGCUUGCAAGAAAGAAAUAUUUGGAAAGCAUCUGAAUGGCGUUCAUGGUUGAUAUUUUAUUCACUAAUUUGCUUAGAUGGAAUUUUACCUGCUCAAUACUUAAAACAUUUAGCAUUGCUUGUUUCAUCUGUAAAUAUAUUUUUAUCCAAAAGUAUAACAAAUGAGAUGAUCAUCACAGCGGAUGGCCAACUUAUUAGAUUUGUUACAUUAUUUCAAGAAUAUUUUGGAGAAAGAGCCAUGACUUAUAAUAUACAUUUACUUCUUCAUAUGCGCAUCAGUGUAUUCAAUUGGGGGCCAUUAUGGACUCAUAACGCCUUUUGCUUUGAGAAUGAAAAUCAUUUCAUUUUACAAUUGAGAAAAAGUCCUACUUAUGUAGCUUUACAAAUUGCAAGGAAAUAUUAUUUGUACAAAUCACUUCCAACAUUCGGAGAAAAAUUCAUCAAAGGUGAAAAUUUUAACAAGUUUUGUAGCAGCACGUUAAAUGGAAGAUUAAAAUAUAAUUUUAGAGAAGGAAAUUUUUGUAAUGAUAUUCGAUAUACUUCAGAAUGCUACCGUAGAUGUGAGAAAAAAAAUGACUCCAUAAUCCAAAUGAGAAAUGGAAAGUUAGGAAUUAUUUCAAAUAUAUGCUACUUUUUAGAAUCAAGAAAUAUCGUUAUAUAUUAUCGCGAAAUUUUAUUGAAUGAUGAUCCUUUCUUCAUGUCAACAGAAAAUGUAAAUAUUACUCACAUCAAAAAAUGUUCUGUAACAAACAUCAUUCAAACUUGUAAUCCGGAAUCCUUAGUUCAACCAGGUUUUUUAGUUGAAAUAAGAACGAAUAACCUACUUUUUAUCACCAUACCACAAGGAUGUUAUGGAGAUUGAAAUAAUUUUUAACAGAUUUCAAAAGUAACUAUGAUUUUACUUAUUACUAAUUUAAUAAUUACUAUUAAUUACUAGUACUUGAUACUUCAUUAAAAGUUCGACCUAAAGCACUGGCUUUAUCCUGCAUUCCAUCAAAUGUUCAACAAAUCUAU
Messenger RNA from Chelonus insularis, 1415 nucleotides. RefSeq lists its product as uncharacterized. The record is from RefSeq and is a predicted model, not a curated record. NCBI's taxonomy places the organism in Eukaryota, Metazoa, Arthropoda, Insecta, Hymenoptera, Braconidae.